GGAUCCGAUACCAAUGCGAAUUCUCGAUUGACGAUUUGAAUCGAAGCCAUAGCAUUAAUAUUGAUAACACACCACCUACGAUACGAUUGCUAGCACGAGCGCAAUCUAUGUUUCAUAGUCGGGGCGAGUAGAACAGAAGCAGGACAGGGUCAUCCCUUUCGGUCAUCUCCACUAUUGAUUGAAUAAAUAACAACCGUACAAGCACCGUCCAUAACGACGCAACAGCUGCCAAGAAACGAUGUUGCCGGCCUUCCUUUUCAUAACGAUGUGCAUGAAAUGGGGGAGCCAGGGCAGUGGAGGUGAGUAUCGUCCACCCCCUCUUCCCACCCUUGUUACCCAAUCGUCGUGGAGCCACCAAGACGAUGUCGCAUCAUACGACGAGCACUUUGGCCUCAACAACACCAACACCGAAUCCGACAACGGCGAGCACGGAGACGAUUUCUUAGAUCUCACCACAGAUGCCACCCCAAUGAAACCAUUGCUGGCCUUGCGCAGAGGUGGCGGUGGCGGGUCGAAUGCACAAAACGGCGGGGUUCUCAAGGGUGGCAAGGCGGUGAUCACGAGGGCCGCCUCUUUCUGGAAAUCGACCGUUGGAGGUGCGGUGGAUUCCGUCAAGAGCAAGUUCCGGUCCGAGGAUUCCAAGAAGCGCGAGGCACUGCUCCAGGCCCUCGAGGUCAUGCCCGUCCGCCAGGUCGUCGUCCCGAACUCGACCGUUCUUCCGCCGGACGUCGUCCGCACCGCCGUCAAGCGGUCGGGGAUCAUCGGCGGCCCGCUCAAGAUGGACCGCGUCCAGGAACUGGCCCGAAACCUGAAGCGCUGGUACAUGCGCCAGGGGUAUGUUCUGCACAGCGUCACGGGUGCCAGCCUCGAUCCCGACACUGCCACGGCCAGCAUUUCCGUUGAGGAACCCCUCGUCUCGGGGCUCCCGGUCGACAUUGUCUUUUGCAAAGAAAUGGUCGUCGACGACGACACCGGCGAGCUCGUGACCUUCAAAAAGUAUCGGGCCAAAAAACUGAGCGAGCUGGAAAAGAAGCGACCCGCUGGGCUUUUUGGYCGGGCCCCGGAUCUGAAAAUCGACCGCAGCCAGUUGAAUACSACGCUGGUUCCCACCACCGGACGGACCGAUCCGACCAAGAUCGCUAAGGCYAUGAAGCUCAAACCGGGCACACCCUUUCGUUGGCUMGAUACCCGYUGGGGCAAGAUUGCAUCGAGYGGAAUUUUUUCCAAGGUUCUCAAGGCAUCACCGGAGCCCACUACGGAUGGCGGYGUUUGCUUACAGGUGUAUGCGAUGGAACCCCCUCCUCGACACCUGGAAUACGGAAUUGGAAAAUCUGUGUGGACCAAUUCCUGGGAAGGAGAAGUGGACUUUGAUUGGCGUAAUAUAUUCGGAGGUGGCGAGUCCGUGGGAGUAAUGGUGCGACGCGGUACSAAAGAUUCCUCUCCCAGCAUUAGGCUUCGGUACGGCGACGACAAGUUUGGCUUGGAGGGAGGAUACGAUGUGGAAGCCUUUUCCGACUUUUUGGGAGACACUGGGUCGAAAAAAGAGGACAGCGAAGAAAAACAAGAGAGCGACUCGUCGUCGGAUUUCGAAGAUUCUCUCCUGAGUCGGCGUGGGACCACGUUUCGUUUGAGAAAUCCGAUCAGCCCGAGCGUUGUUGCCAACAGCGUCGCUAGUGCCAGCCUGGAACGCACAUCUACCACAACWGGACAGCUGGAAAACAUCGGAAGUGCAUCGCUGACUCUAGGACCGUUCCGAAGAUUCAUGCCCAUGGAUGGGAAAACGAGUGUGUCAACCACUAUUUCUGGAGGGGCACGAUUGGUAGGGAAAGAAUCGGACGGCGGCGGUGUGGGUAGCAUAUCGUUCGCGGGCACUGGCCUCUUGCCGUACUCAUCGGCAUCCGCGACAACCAAACAAAUUCUUCCGAUCACCCUUUCCUCCUCACGAGACAAAAACAACGACAAAGUGCCUAUCUCUCUGGCACUCCAACACACAGUUUCUGCCUCUACCCCAAACCUACCGCGUCACGAAGCAAAGGCAAUGGGGAACUCCGCUCAGAUUCGAGGAGCCGUUGCCGAUGAUUCGGCCACGACAGUGGUGAAGGGGACCACCGAGAUUCGUGUMCCGGUUGCCGCUCCGAAGAUAGGCAGCGGAUCGGUGGUUUUGUUUGGCGACUGGUUUUGUGCCCAGAAAGAUAUGAACAGCCCUUUCUACUCCAAGUCAAGUAUCGGAGUGGGGCUGCGRAAAAACAUCCAGGGGCUCCCUUUGAAGUACGACGUCUGCUACUCGAGCGAAGGMAAAAUCAAGACAAUGUUUGGCAUGGGUGCUGACUUUGACGUAUGAGGUAGUGGUUACUUGCGUUUUCUUUUCAGAUUCGACAAACAUGACAGCCGCCUCGUCGAAAACUAAGCCAAUGGAAAAACAAUAUCCAAGAUCUCUGUAUUAAAAUAAAGCAUUUUCU
Molecule: messenger RNA, 2459 nt
Organism: Pseudo-nitzschia multistriata
Lineage: Eukaryota; Bacillariophyta; Bacillariophyceae; Bacillariales; Bacillariaceae
Source: the annotation of a GenBank genome assembly